AAAAUGUCGUCGCUUAAAGUUCGCGAUUCCGCUUUAAAAGCAAUAAAACGCUAUUUGCAAUCGAGGAAAUCUGAUGAGCUUUCAGUCGACGUAGAGGUUGUAUCUACGUACUUACAGUUGUUGGAGGAAAAAAGGGGACGGUUUUGUGAAGCCCAACAAGAGGUAGAGCUCUCGUGCGGCGAAGAAAACGUCGAGAUGGAGGAGCAAUCUCGCAUUCAAGGCGAGCAGUGGUAUGCUAUCGCCAAGGCGAAUUUUAAACGCCUUACUGCUCCGCUCAAGAUACCUACUCCUCAAGCCACUCAAACUACGCCAGCACCUAUGCCGCUUCCGAAGCUGCAGCUACCAUCAUUUAGUGGCGAUCCCACCGAAUGGCUCACCUUUCAUGACGCCUUUUGUUCGCUCGUCAAUUCCAAUGCAAGUCUGACGGACGGACAGAACAUACACAGCCCGAUUCUGAAUAUUCUCCAGAAUUUUUUUCCCAAAAAAAAAAAUCCUCCUAUUCCAUACUUACCGGGAAAAGCAGAAUUAGGGAAAAGAACUUCGAAUUUUCGAAAUCAGCUGUUUGCUCGCUUUUGACAUUUCAAAUCAAAUGUAAAUAUCAACUGCGUUUACAAAAAUUCUCGUAAAAGUGUAAAUUUUCGAUAAAAAAAACAUGUUUAGCAUUGCUUUCCGGCUUUUAAUGCACGAAGAGGAGCAAGAAAUGGUUCCACCAAAAGUAGCAAGAAGAAAUUUGCGUGACCAGGCGAAUCCGCUAGAAUUGCCGGACUCCUUAUUUGUGAAAUAUUAUAGGGUAAAUAAGGCCGCGUUUCAAUAUUUGUUGGAAGUUUUGACGACGCACGUUCUGCCAGCCAAAAAACAGUUCGCCGUUUCCCCCAUAGUAAAGCUGAGUGGAGUAUUGCGCUUCUUUGCUGAAGGUGGCUACCAAACGGGAGUCGGUAAGGACCACGACGUUUCCGUAGCACAGUCUAGUUUAAGCAAAAUUCUUACUGAAGUGCUGGAAAUCUUUGAGAAGCAUCUGUGCCCAAAGUGGAUUCAAGUAGCAAAGACAGCCGAAGAAAAAAGAAAAAUUGCCCAAGCUUUAUAUGUAAGGCAUGGCUUUCCCGGUGUAAUGGGAUGCAUUGAUGGAACGCAUGUGCGAAUCAUAGCACCCACUGAAAAUAAACAUCUUUACUAUAAUAGAAAGGGAAAUUACAGUUUAAAUGUGAUGCUUCUCUGCGAUCAUGAACUAAAAGUCCGCUACGUGGAUGCAUCCCACCCCGGUGCUUCCCACGAUUCCUUUAUUUGGAAUACAAGCGAUUUAAGAGCACACUUUGAGCAGGAUUACUUGCGAGGAGUAACCAACUUUUGGCUACUAGGAGAUGCUGGUUACCCUUUAGAGCCAUGGCUCUUGACACCACACAGGGUUCCAAACGAAGGCUCUACUGAAAGUAGAUUUAAUGAAGUGCACUCGAAGUGCCGCAACGUAAUUGAACGCACAAAUGGUGUGUUAAAGGGUAGAUGGAGGUGUCUUCUCGGUGCGAGAGAGCUCCAUUACACUCCAAAGAAGGCGGCAAAAAUUGUCAAUGUUUGUUGUGCAAUACACAACAUUUGUAUACAUUACAAAGCAGAUUUCAUUGCAAAUUAUGAACCGACAAUGGACGAUUGCAGUGACCUCAGCGAGCAAAACGCUUUAACACAACCGCAGUAUAUAAAUGCAGCGCAGAGAGUACGAAGCGAUAUCGGGCUGAACUUAUAGAAUUCUGCGAAAAAAUUCCACAUAAAUUUAAACAGUAAGGUAGCGCUAGCUGCUGGGGCUAUCGGCUAUGUAUUUUUUAAUAAAAUUAAUUAAAAAUAAACAAUUAAAUGAAAUUGGAAAACAAAUGAAUAAAAUAAAUGAAAAUACGAUUUUUAUAAUGCAAAAGCAAUAAGAACCAUUUUUAUUAUAAAUAGUUUUUUAAUAAAAAGAACAAAAACAACAAAUUCAGUCCUUAACAAAGUACAUAUUUAUGUACAUAGUACAUAGUAGUGUGUACCUGUGUAUAUUAAACAUUAAAUAACCACAGGAAAUAUAACCAAAACUGGUCAAAAUAAAAA
This is a messenger RNA of Rhagoletis pomonella (apple maggot), 2073 nucleotides long. Its product is annotated as putative nuclease HARBI1. Lineage: Eukaryota; Metazoa; Arthropoda; Insecta; Diptera; Tephritidae. The record is from RefSeq and is a predicted model, not a curated record.